AUGGAUAAGCUCCAACUUGUUGGCGAUGACGACGGAGUUGGAGUCCACACCCAAAUGAAGUGUGAAGCUUUGGCUGACGGCGAGGGAAAAACAUUACGAAUUAGAUGCGGAGAAGCUAGAACGGCAGACUAUCGCGAGAAUUGCGCAUUGUUCUGGCUAGAGAUCAGCGACUUGCUGAAGAUUCCUAGUUCAACUGCGGCGGGAGGUGUUUCCUCCUUCCAAAUGGGCCUCAUGGAUGACCUAUUUGAUGCAUAUGUCGCAAAGGGAGCAGUGCGCUUGCUGCCCAUGGUGUGUCCAUCGGAGAGAGAAGCUUUAGCCCAAUACCUCGCUGAAAGGAAUGCAGAGCGUUCACUGUUGGUAUUUAAGAUGCUACUACUCGACGUGCUUGACGUGAUUACAGCAAACUUUGACGAAUAUGUACGAGAACCUGGUCCGUUAGGCUACCCACACGCCACCAAGAGUGGAUCGAUGAGGAAUGUUUUGGCUCAACUAGCCAAACGAGCAGCAGGCGGUGGCGUAUUUAACGGCGAUCGGCGAGCCCAUUUGCACCACAUCCUCUUGACCCCUGCACUAUGCCGGAUGUUCCGCGAGUUCCUCGAAGCCCGAAACUCGGUCGAAAAUCUGCUUUUCAUCAUCGAUGCGCUGGCGUUUGAAGAUCUGACAAACACUUUGAAGCACGCGCCAUCCACUUCGUUCAUGACACAACCUGAAAAUCGAGAGAAAUCCGCGGUUGUUGUCCAGAGUACAGCAUCCCUAUCAAUGGAGUCUCACCAAGACUACUGCGUCCGACAGGCGCACAAGAUUUUCAACAAAUACGUGCGCUUCGGAUCGAAGGCAGAGGUGUGUCUAGGAACCGCCGUCAAAGACCGAUUGCUGGAGCGCCUUGUGGAGUAUCCGCUAGGUGCGGAUAUCUUCAGCGAUGCCGUUCUUCUCUGCAGUGCCGAAUUGGUUCAGUCACAUCUCGAUGCUUUUUAUCGCACAGUGGCCUAUUUGUCGUAUCAAUCCGAAGCUCAGAGGCAGAAUGUACAACAACAAAACAAGCUGGCUAAUGGUAAGCAGAGCCGUGGCGUUGAAGACAAAGCCCUAGAACUGCAAGGCCCAUCCAUCGAUGACAGUAUUCCUGCCAUACCCACAGCCGUAACUACAGCCAUUCUGGAAGGUGCGGGUGUGCAUUCGUUUCGAGACUUUUUGCGAGAGCAGGGGGACGAGAACACACUGUUCUUCUACAAAGAAGUGUGUGAGUUCCAACGUCUCCCCCAUAGUCAGCAGCAGUACAUUCAAAUGCGCGCGCGACGGAUAUUUGACAAGUACGUUCGUCGUGGAGCGAGGUUGGAGCUGGAGAUGCCGGUUGAGACUCGACGAGAUAUCCUCUGGAAGCUGGCGACCCCGACGGAAGCCACGUUCUCAGAUGCGCAGCGCCUGGUCCUUCGGCAAUGGGAAACACGUGACUUACCGAAAUUCCGCAACAGUUCGCUGUAUCAGGAAAUGCUGGAUCAGAUCGCCGCGUCACCUGCGUCACCACAUCCAGGAAUUUCACACGACGGAGAGGAACACACGACCAGCAAUUCUAGUAGCGUCGGCUUUCUCGAAGUCUCUAAACUAUCUCUACGUGAGUUCUUGGAGCUCGAGCUACUUCGCAAGUACUUCCGACGGUUCUUGGAGCGUGAGCAGUGCGCAAACGAGUUGUAUUUCUUCUUCGAGAUCGCCACAUUCCAGCAGUUCCCGACUUCCGACUACCUCGCUCGACAGGCGAGAAAGCUGUUCAACCGGUUCUGUGACCCGCAAUCCCGUGAGUUUGUGCCCUUUUCUUCGCCAAUAAUUCACACAGACCUGCAAAGCAGUUUAACUAGCUCCAGUCCGGCCAUCAACUGCGAGCAGCUCAACUAG
Phytophthora infestans T30-4 is the source of this 1887-nucleotide messenger RNA. RefSeq lists its product as uncharacterized. Lineage: Eukaryota; Oomycota; Peronosporomycetes; Peronosporales; Peronosporaceae. Bases 1 to 1887 code for a protein of 628 amino acids. The transcript has 3 exons. The record is from RefSeq and is a predicted model, not a curated record.